AUGACCGGCGGAGGCAGGAUGGACACCCAAAACACCCAGUACCUUUACAAGGAGAUUCGCCUAAACCUCGAGCCCUCGUCUUCAACCUCCGUUGUCAACAUCAAAGUGCCUCCGCCCUCUGGUACCAGCCGAAAGCUUCCAAACACCGACAAGUCGGGCACCGACGACGAAAAUAUAUUCCGAUCAAAGAACCUAGCGAGCGCAUCAUCCAUAUUUCACCGCAAAUACCACGCGACCCCUAGCAGCUUUCUGUGGAGGGUGCUGGAGGAUGGGACGGUGCUGAGCAUACGAGCAACGGAUGUCGCCAAGAACGAGAAGGAUGCCGAUGCACCAUUGAUCCUCAACUUCCGCUUUGCAGCAGCAAUUCAGCCCUCCUGCAUUGCGUUUGCCGAUCCCAGAGAACAUGAUGCGCUGUGCAUGUUCGUUCUCGACGACGCGAACGUCCUCUAUUCCUUCACCCUUCGACCCGACUAUUUCAGAAAGCGAUCCGCCAUCGAGGCUGGGCCUGCUGAGGCCUGCAGAGUCUACGUCCCUUCUGUCUUCAGCUUCAAGCACCCCCAUCGAAUGAUUGCGGCGACCGCCGACCAGGUUGUUGUUGCGCUUCAUGACGGAGGCCUCGUGAGGCUUGACCGGAACAAGGCCAACAACUCUGUUGGACAUCCGUGGAAAGAGACGAUCUACAACUCACAAAGCUGGACGCAAGGCCUGCGCAGCUUGAUUCCCUUCCAAGGAAAGUCCCCGAUAUGGCAUGGCAAGAUCAACAUGGAUUUAAGCGCUGCUACAUCGCUUCAAGUCACCGACCUGGGUAUUGAGGGCGCCUCGUUCCUCUUCACAGUCUGUCUCGACCACCGAAUGCGAAUCUGGAACCUUUACACCGGCCAGAUACUAUUCACAGGAGAUAUUCUCAAUGCCGAACGGAAUCCACAGGAGGUGGGCAAAUGGACUGUGGACCCAACGCAGUUUAACCUUCUGCAAAUUGUUGGCCACAGUGUUGGCGUCAGGACCUGUGCAACCUACUCUCCCAUCGGACAAGGAGAGUUCAAGCUCUGGACUGUAAGAGCACAUGAUGCCGAGACCAUCUACGUCGAGGAUAGCUUCCCCGAUGUUCAUCUCGUGCCUUCCGCGCCAUCCCUGUCCGAUGUUUGGACUCUCGCAGACUUUAACAUGCUUGGAGACUCUGACGGCGGCAUCCAGCUCUGGGCCUUGUGGAAAAACAACAUGACCUAUCGGGUCCAAGGGCUGGAUCUCGAUCAGGAUCACGUUGACGAAUGCUGGCAAAAUAACUGGACCUCAGUCUUCAUCGACACCACCAGCGAGCCUGCGCCAGCGUCUGGACCAUGUGACCCGACAGACGUGACCGACAAGUGGCUCAACCUGAUUCUGUCGCCUGGCAAAUUUACUCGCAACACACUCGAGACCGCACUCUCCAUCUACGAGAGAGGACUCGGCGCGGCGAAAGAAGGAGGUUCUCGGUCCCAGAGGGGCUUGGCCGAGUCAGUUUGCUCAGUCAUAGCCUCGACAGCAGCCCUUGACAGGAAGUCGUCUGGAGGCAUGGACUAUGAGCAGUUCCGGGCAAGCAGUGAAAUCCAGUGGCGGAGAUUCCACAGACUUCUACUCGAGCUCGACAAGCAGCGCGGAGAGGCUGUCUCGCUUUCCGUCGACCCUCGCAGCGGUCUUGCGUGGGUUGUUUGCGCCGACAGCCUCUCUGCUAUCAGGGAGUGCAGCAGCCUGGAGCGACUGUGCCACAACUUUUCGCGACCUGACGAGGGCUCCGAAGACGUUGCGAAGCUCAUCUCAACCGGUCUUGGUUUCCUGGACGCCUUCCCGGACAGCAUGGUGCAGGUGUGCACCGCUGCGCUGCGCCCCGAGGUCUUCGAAGAGACAACCCGAACGGAUUACGAACGCCUGCAGCACGUGUGGGACACGACAGGCUUCUGGCGAAGCGUAAGUGAGGAUGACUGCUCGCAAGUCAUUGAUAGCUUUGGUCAGCAGUUUGCCUUGGUCACAGAGAGCCUGUACACCGAGGUCUUUGACCUGCUCUCAACUGGCAACGACACCAGGCACCACAACGCUCAGCACCCUCUCACCGACUUUGGCAGGGGGCUCGUUGUCAAAGCAGUCCAGGAAACUGUCGAAUUGCAAUGGAGGAUCUGCCUGAGUCAGUUGUUGCUCCUCGUCCACAUGGAGUUUGACUGGGAACGGGAAGAAGAUAUGCUUUCGAAGAGGCUCGACGUCGGGUCGGUUUUCCGACAGUAUCUCAGUUCUCUUCGGCGACUAGAACUCAUCCGCUGGCUGGCCACGACAGAGGUCACAGUCCCCCUGCAAGUCAAAUCGGAGCGCUCAGGAUCGUUCUCCGGAGGUUCCCCUACUGUUUCUCGGAAGAAAGAGGAGGACAGCAAGGUGAUCACGGCACUCGAAGGAAACGUCGGCCACCUUCUAGGCUUCCCAGGUGUCACUGACGAGCCUCUCGCAGGCAGCAUCACAGCACUUGUUGCCAGUCUAUGCGCUGCAGAUAGCGAUAUCGAAGUGUCACCAAGCCUGAUUCAGUGCUCUCUCAUCAGAAGAGAGAGGGCAGAUCUUGCGGAUGGGCUCAGCCCGUUCUGUGACCAGACACCGUUUGCUAUAUAUGUGCAAGGACGCGUUGCACUUGGUCUGAAAGACUACGACUCGGCUGCCUUGAGCUUCCGGCGAGCGACCGUAGGCAUGAGUGAGAUAAACCCUGCAUCAAGUCUCUCCGUGCAGUUGACUAACCACUCGCUAGGCGUGCGAGACGAAUCCCUAGACCGACACAGCAGUGGCCUCCUGGACGACGCCGAGUGGAAUCUACUUCACAAGGGUCCUGCGAAGUACUACUGCCACAUCGUGUCUCUGUUUGACAGGGUCAAGGCAUACUCGUUUGUACUAGAAUUCGCCGGCUUAGCCUUGCAAUUUGCCCGCUCUAGCGAGGACUCUGAGACUGUCCAGCGAGAAAUGCUGAACCGACAGUUCGUUGCAGCCACGACGACCUCCCGUUUCGAUGUUGCCCACUCAAGCCUCCUCGCCAUGGAGGACAAGGCGAUGCGACACAAUAGCUUGUCACGGCUUGUCGAAAAAAUGUGCACGAGCCACUACAACGAAGAACUCACGUCGCUGCCCUUCCCCGGCCUUCAUGACCAGAUCGACGAGAUUCUGGCCUCAAAAUGCAAGACGACGAUGGAGGUCACCGCCGGCGUCCCUUAUCAUCAGAUUCUCUACUCUUGGAGGAUCAGCCACAAUGACUACCGCGGCGCGGCGUCGGUCCUGAUGGACCGCAUCCAGAAACUCAAGCAUGCAGGCGAGGGCGACAAAUACCAAGGAGAGGAUGUCCUGGAUACGCCGGUCACCAAGCAAUACCUGCUGCUCAUCAACGCUCUCAGCUGCGUCGACGCCAAGCAGGCGUGGAUCUUCUCGGAGGAGCUGCCGCCGCAGAACAGCCGGGACACGAGCGGCUUCCAGGCGAAGCGCAAGGUCGUGACAUUGGCAGACUUGCGCAAGCAAUACCAGGACGAACUCGACAGGAUCGCGGCCAUUCAAAACAACCAGUUCGGGUUCGAGGCGGGCGACGAGGUAAUGGAUAUUCUGUAA
Verticillium dahliae VdLs.17 is the source of this 3603-nucleotide messenger RNA. RefSeq lists its product as uncharacterized. Gene Ontology annotation, cellular component: nuclear pore. The record is from RefSeq and is a predicted model, not a curated record. The coding region runs from base 1 to 3603 and encodes 1200 amino acids. Lineage: Eukaryota; Fungi; Ascomycota; Sordariomycetes; Glomerellales; Plectosphaerellaceae. The transcript is spliced from 2 exons. Gene Ontology annotation, molecular function: structural constituent of nuclear pore.